CUCCUCCAAGCCUCGACACCCUCAGCCCUCAGAGCUCUGGCCACAGACUCCGGAUGGGGACAGGGAUGGAGCCCGAGGUGUCCCCCCCUGCCCUCCCCACCGAGGUGGUCCUGGCGGUGGCCGCGCGGCACAGGGCCCUGGCAGCCCUGGUGGCCCUGGCCGAGGCCUUGGGGACACCGGACAGCGUCCCUGUGGCGCUGGCCGAGGCCGAGGCCACUCUGGGCCAGGCCUGGGAGGCCCUGAGGGGGCUGGAGAAGGCCCAGGAGGCUGCGGUGGCCCCGGCGGUGGCCCUGGGGACCCUGGGGGACGAGGACGAGCAGCGACUGCGGCAGCUCGGGGCCGUGGCUGAGGCGGCGGCAGCGGCGCUGGAGCGUGAGGAGAGACGGGCACGGCGGUGCCAGCGCUGGCUGCGGGCUGGGCACGGUCUGGCCGUGGGGCUGAUGGUGCUGUGUGGUGGUGUGUUGUCCCUGGACUCGGCCCGAGCCGCCCUGGGGGUGGCCGAGGACAAUCACCUGCUGCUGGCCCUGGCUGCGGUGGCCGUGUCCUGCGAGGUGGCCUGGCGGGGCUUGGGGACAUCGCGGCGUCACCUGGCCACCGCCGCGGGCCACCAACGGGACAUGGCCGUGCGCCUGCGGGACCGCGCCCGGCGGGUGGCGGCCGCCAGAGCCAGCGCCGAGGCCACCGCGGCCACCAACGAGGCCAUCGCAGAUGUGCUGGGGCAGCUGGAGGAGGUGACGCUGGCGCUGGGGAGGUUGGUGGCUGCUGUCACCCGGGACAGGGAGGUGACACCGUGGGGGACACAGGGACAGGGCUUCCCCAGUGCUGCCCGGGUGCUCGGGGACAUUGUGGUGGCCUUGGGGACAUCGGGGGAGGGUCACGAGGAGGUGACACAGAGGCUGGAGGUGGCCCAGGGGGCGCUGGCGGGACAGGGGUAGGGACGGGGUCGGGACACUGGGGUGGCACUGUCACUGCCGGGGCACGGGGACAUUCUGAGGGACAUUGGGGACCUUGGGGACACCCCUGUGUCCUUCCCUUGGGGACACCGGGGACACCCUGAGAUCCCCUGUCCCGUUUUUGGUCACCACGAUGUCCCCCAUGUCCCCACAGUGUCCCCAAAAGGACCCCGGUGUGUCCCCAGUGUCCUCGACAGGACAUCA
This is a messenger RNA of Vidua chalybeata, 1157 nucleotides long. RefSeq lists its product as uncharacterized. The transcript has 3 exons. NCBI's taxonomy places the organism in Eukaryota, Metazoa, Chordata, Aves, Passeriformes, Viduidae. The coding region runs from base 54 to 935 and encodes 293 amino acids. The record is from RefSeq and is a predicted model, not a curated record.